Fusarium musae is the source of this 1086-nucleotide messenger RNA. RefSeq lists its product as uncharacterized. Gene Ontology annotation, cellular component: nucleus. NCBI's taxonomy places the organism in Eukaryota, Fungi, Ascomycota, Sordariomycetes, Hypocreales, Nectriaceae. Bases 1 to 1086 code for a protein of 361 amino acids. The record is from RefSeq and is a predicted model, not a curated record. The transcript has a single exon.
AUGAGUUGUACAUGUCGAGUCACGCCUCUAAAAAUAUUUGUACAAGGUCUAUCUCAAGUUCAUAAAGUCGACGCAUCACCUUCCGUUCUCCGUCUGCCGAUCCGAACUCGACCAGCGUUGUACCAGAAUAAUUUUGCCUUGGCGCGACAGGCCCGGUCUCUGCAUUUUUCGAAGGCUCUACAAGAUUCUUCCGGAGAAGCCGCUAGAGACGAUGACCUUCUCUCUCAUAUUCAGCCAGAAGAUGAAAACCCAGUCGUAAACAACGACGACCCUUUCGCCAUUGACGAAGAUCCGGAGUCGAUACCAUGGAAAGCACAACCAGGCACCAACAACGAGGCUCAAAAGCCUCGGAGGAAGAGAAGAGAAAAGCCAGAAGAUUUCACGACCUUAAAUUAUCGCCGAAACCAGAGCGUGAGACAGCAACUGGAAGAUGAUGACGAGGCAGACGAGCUCAAUAGCAGUCGCAACCGACGAAUGAAGGGCCCUUCCUCGUUACAACCACAACCAAAAGAGAAUUACUGGAAAGUCCAAAAAGCGGCUCUGAAGGAGAAAUUCCCAGAAGGCUGGCGUCCUCGAAAGCGCCUUUCUCCUGAUGCUCUGGCCGGUAUUCGGGCUCUCAAUGCCCAGUUUCCCGACGUCUACACCACCGAAGCCCUGUCGAACAAAUUUGAAGUAUCAGCCGAGGCUAUCCGUCGUAUUCUGAGGAGCAAGUGGCAGGCCAAUCCUGAGGAGGAAGAGAAGCGAAAUGCGCGAUGGUUCCGUCGUGGAAAGGAAGUCUGGGAGCAGAAGGCUGCGCUGGGUAUCAAGCCGCCGCAGAAGUGGCGACGUGAGGGUAUCACGCGAGAUCCUAGUUACCAUGACUGGAAGAAAGAGGCGGUCGAGCGAAACCGUGCGAGAGAGGAGCGGGAUGACUUGGAGAUUAGGGGUGAGAAUGCCCCCCGUCGACGUACUUAUACUCCACGAUCCGAGGGUUAUACGCCUCGUUCCGGUCCUCGAUCUGAGGGUUAUACUCCUCGGGCUCGCAUUCCUCGAACUGGCGAUUAUCCCUCCCAAUCGGUCCCUCGAGCUGGACGAGGACGAUCUUAA